AUGAUUUAGACUGGUUUAAAUAUUGUACUUGAGGAUUCUGUCAAGGAAACAUUAGAACAAUUAAAUAAAUUCAAAGAAGGUCCAUUCAGUGGUAUAUUAAUAACAGGAAGACCAGGAACAGGAAAGACUUUUUUAUGCAAAUAUUUUGCAUAAAUAAAUGAUUCUUGUCAUUUGUUUUUCAACUGUGUUAAUGAGUUCCAAAAUUUGGAAGCAUCAUAGAUGGUUGAAUUGAUAAAGUAAGAAAGAAAAAAGCUAGUAUUUUUUGAUGACUUGGAAUAUUUUAGUUUUGUUCAAUAGGAGAAAUAUUAUAAAUUAAUUGAAAUUUUAAAGAUAUGUUAAGAAUAAGAACACAAAUUGGUAUUAAUCACUCAGUCCCCAGAGAAACUGGACCUUUAUCCUUAAAAAUUACCAUAUGAUAAAGCCACAGUAAUAUUAUUACCAGAGAAGAAAUUUAGAGAAUAACUAAUAGCAAAAAACUUACCAUAGUUUAACUUUUUAAGUGGGUUAACGGAUAGCUAUUCAGUGAGUGAUCUUAUUUCUUUAAUUAAAGAUAUUUAGAUGGAACCAUUAAGAAAGAUAAUUAAUUGUUAAAGUUUCGAACUGAUAGAUGGACAGUAUCAUGUAAAUGAGAUUAUAAAUGAAUCAAGCUUACAAUUAAGCUAUGAUGAGAAACUAAGGUUUAUGUAGGAGGGUAAAAUAAAAAUCGAAGAAUUAGAAGAAAAAGAUGUAAGAAGAAUAUUGAAUGAGAAAAAAAGAAUAUGA
Messenger RNA from Paramecium pentaurelia, 762 nucleotides. Lineage: Eukaryota; Ciliophora; Oligohymenophorea; Peniculida; Parameciidae. The record is from the annotation of a GenBank genome assembly.